This is a messenger RNA of Hippoglossus stenolepis (Pacific halibut), 1258 nucleotides long. RefSeq names its product cysteine-rich protein 2-like (gene crip2l). The coding region runs from base 161 to 775 and encodes 204 amino acids. NCBI's taxonomy places the organism in Eukaryota, Metazoa, Chordata, Actinopteri, Pleuronectiformes, Pleuronectidae. The record is from RefSeq and is a predicted model, not a curated record. The transcript has 8 exons.
UCUUCAUCAUCUCCAUCAUCCUCCUCUUCUGAGGUGUGUCUGCUCCGCUCGGCUGCAGACAGACAGACAGACAGACAGACAGACAGACAGACGUCCCGCAGACACACGACUGGAUAUUGAACCCUUCACCUGCAGCGGAUCCGGUGAAUGUUCACGGAACAUGGCGUCAAAAUGUCCUAAAUGCGACAAGACGGUGUAUUUCGCGGAAAAAGUGUCGUCUCUCGGGAAAGACUGGCACAAGUUCUGCUUGAAAUGUGAACGCUGCAGCAAGACGUUGAAUCCAGGAGGCCACGCUGAGCAUGACGGGAAGCCUUUUUGCCACAAGCCCUGCUACGCUGCCCUCUUUGGGCCAAAAGGCGUGAACAUCGGGGGAGCUGGUUCCUACGUGUACGACGCUCCUGUCAAUGAAGCCCCUGUGGCUGUUUCCAUGGAAACAGAUGCUAAACCGGAGGAGGAGAAAAAAGCCCCCGCACGGGGACCAGUGAAGGCUGCAAGCUUCUCAUCUUUCUCCGGAGGUCCCAACAUCUGCCCCAGGUGUAACAAGACGGUGUAUUUCGCCGAGAAGGUGUCGUCUCUUGGGAAGAACUGGCACCGGCCCUGUCUGCGCUGUGACCGAUGCAGUAAGACUCUGUCUGCCGGCAGCCACGCAGAGCACGAUGGACAGCCGUACUGCCACAAACCGUGCUACGCUGUGCUGUUUGGACCCAAAGGUGUAAACACUGGAGGUGUCGGCAGCUACAUCUAUGACGAGCCCGAAGCUGAAGCUCAGCCUUGAGCUCUGACGCAGCACCACUUCCAGGACGUCUCUUUAAUUUGCCUUCAAGUGUCAUGGUGACAAAUGACAUGUACUGUACUCACAGGGGUGGAUAUUUAGACAUUUUUGUUGUAUUUAUACAUUGUUUAUAUAUAUAUUUUUUGUACUGAAACGAACCUUUAAUAUAUCCUCCCUGGUGUGAGUUUCAGAUUUGCCUUUCAGUUCCUUGGUUCUCUUUGCCAAAUACUUAUCAGCGUGUUACGUAUAGUAGAUUGUUUUUUGUUUCUCUCAUGAUUAAUAGUUUUUCAAACUUUUGUGCACUUGAAACUCGAAAUUAUUAAAAACAAAGUACCAGCCAAACAAUUUACUGUCAGUGUUGAUCCUGGCUCUAAAGUGAAGGUGUAGCCGUAGUGAAGAUACACAGAGACGUGAGUUUUACUGAAUGUUAUGAAGGUGAGUUUGUGAACAAAAAAAAUGUCUGCAGUAAAACUUUGUCUUACCAAA